This is a messenger RNA of Thermochaetoides thermophila DSM 1495, 4878 nucleotides long. RefSeq lists its product as uncharacterized. Lineage: Eukaryota; Fungi; Ascomycota; Sordariomycetes; Sordariales; Chaetomiaceae. The record is from RefSeq and is a predicted model, not a curated record. The coding region runs from base 1 to 4878 and encodes 1625 amino acids. The transcript is spliced from 4 exons.
AUGGCCGCCAACAUCCCCCAGUUCCCCAAUGGCCAGAUGGCUAUGCUGCAGCAACAGCAACAGCAAGCCCAACAACAGGCUAUCGCAGCGAAUCAACAAUAUAUGAACGUUUUCAUUCUCAAUAAUCUCAGAGGAUCCGGCACGAAUCUCCCGGGGACAUGGCAAGCCCAAAUUCCUCCCCAGCAGCUUCUUAGCGAGCGUUUUCAAAAGACGCAUAUCCUAUACACCAACAUCAUGCUUGCCAGCAACGGCGGUGACCCCCAGCGGUGCGCCGUCGCGGCACUGAACCUUGAAAAACAAAUAUUUCAGAACGCCCAAGAUAAGGCAUCGUAUGAUCAAGCAAUGGCAGCGAAAAUCUCUGAAGUAAUGAAGCGUCGAGAGAGCAAUGGCCCUGCUCUGCAAAAUCAGGUGAUUACGGAUGCUCAGAGACAGGCUCAGAUUCAGCAACAAAUUCAACUGGCACAGGCCCAGCAGCGCCAGCAGCAACAGCUGAUGCUAAACAGAAUGGCUGCGCAAGGCCUGACUCAACCGCCACAACCUGCGUUUCAACCCAUGCAGAAUCCGGGCCAGGUCCCCGUGAUCCCCCAACAAAUGGGCAUCAACGUGGCCGUUCCGGGCAUGCUUCCCAACGCUCCGAGUCAACCCCAGCUCGCUAUGCAGAUGGGACAACCCCGCCCAGGAGCCAUCCCGGUCGAUCUCAAUCAGCUGUCAAACCAAGACAGAAUGCGCAUCCACGAAGAGGUGAUGAGGCGGGUCAAUUCGACAACAGAAAAUUCUAAGAUGCAAAUACGACAGCUGAUGCAGCAAAGGCUGACGCCUGCCCAGAUCAGCGAGGCUAAUGCCAGCGGCAAGGACCUGGUCUACCUCUACUUCCAGAACCAGGUCGUCCAGGUUUUCCGGGCCACUAUGUUACAGGCGCAGCAGAAAGCCCAACAGGUUGCUCAAGUUCAGCAAGCGCUGCUGAUGCAGCAGCGUCAAGGCAUCCAGGGCGCUGGCAUGCCGGGGGUUCCUCCUCAAGGCCAGGUGAAUCCGGCCCUGAUGAACGCCCUGGGGCAGCAACCGGCCAUCUCAGACGCCCCCAUGCUCGGCCCGAAUCUGACGAACGAGCCGCAGAUGGGUUUGUUGGCACAGCAGCCCGGCCAGAUGAUUGUACCGACAAACCCAGCUGCCGUUCCUGGCCGGCCUGUGACAGCGGGUCCGCAGUUGGGUGCCAUCCCCCCACAGCCCACUCCGGGUAAUCCCCAAGCGCCGAACCAGACCCCGCGGCCCGGCCAGCUGCAGCAGCCGUUCGGUAUGCCGCAGGUCAACAACCCGGCCGCCGCUGCGGCUGCAGCGGCUGCAGCUGCAGCGGUUCAGCAACCCCCACAAGCUCAGCCAGGCAUGCGCCCUCCGGGCCCCCGCACCAUGCCCGGUCAGCCAGGCGCCAUCACGACAGUGGCAGGGCCCCAGCCCACUUCUCAAAGUCCCGCCAUGAACACGCUGAACGCCCCGAUGCGGCAACCUCCUGUCGCCAUGACUCAGGCUACUACGCAGCCUGUCAACCCAGCAAACGCUCCCAUGGCCGGUGCGACCCUCAACGCGCAGUUCAAUCACCAGAACAACGCGAGACCUCUAUCCAUGCAGGGCAAUAUGAACAACCAGGCCAUGGCGGGGAUGGGUGCUGCCGCUAACAUGAACGCUAAUAACAACCCUAUGAAAGAGUUCAUGGCGAGGCUGCAAGAGCAACAGCGGGCCACGGCCGCUGCCGGCUUUCAAGGUCCCAAGCCGGGCCAGGUGAUAGGAAUGCCAGGCCAAUUCCCGGGUGGUCCCAUGAAUGCUUUGAACCAGCCAGGCAUGUUCAACCAAAAUUCAAAGCCCAACGCUAUGGUUCCUCCCACGGCUCAAGCAGCCGCGCUACAGCAGCAACAGCAGCAGGCGAAUGCUGCUGAUAUGGCCAAUAUCUACAAGAUCAUUCAGACCCCUCAAGGCCAGAAUAUGAUGAACAACAUGGAUAUUCACCAGAUGAUCCUUCAAGAAAUCAACAAGCAUCUGGGCGGCAGGCUACCUCCCAAUAUCACGAAGUGGGCCCACCUGCGCCAGUUCUUGGCUGCUCAGCCCAAUGCCCUCCCCAGCGAAAUCGUUCAAAGGAUCAUGAGCUACCAGAUUCUCCAAUUCAAGAACUUUUGGAAGAGGGCUAGUCAGCCAAAUGCGGUUGGUGGCAUCCCUCAGCCUGUUUCCAAUGUGCCCGUUUCGCAGUUUGCUGGCAUGAAUCAGCCUGUCGCCCCUCCGCCUGGAGUCCAAGUGCCCCAAAGCAUUAGCCAGGUGUCCCCGCAAGACAUAGAAGGUCUGCGCAAGAACCCCAAGUUUGCGAACCUCACAGACGACCAACUAGCAGAGUGGAUCCGGAAAGUCAAGCAGCAGAGCUUCAUUAAGAAAGCAUGGGAGAUCCACAACAACCAGUCGAAUGCUGCCCAGAACCAGGCGACUAACAGCUCCCUGAUCGGGCAGCAGAAACCGGGCAUGACGGUGCCACCGACCCCGACUACGGCGCAACCGACCUCCUCCGUUGUGCAGACGGCCCAGUCGAGGCCUCAAGGCCCUCAACCUACGCCGACUCCUCAGGGUCCCCAGGGCGUCCAGCCUCAGGCUGCACAGCCUAAGCCCACGCCGAGCCCGGCAGCCAAUGUUACCACCGCUCCUCCGGCUACGACUGGCAUGUCCGCUGCUUCGGUGCAAGCUGCGAAUAUCCGGCCUUCGAUGCCUCAGCAGCAACAACAACCGGCGCCACAGCCUCAGGCACCGCAGCCGCCGCCGCCACAGCAGCAGCAGCAGCAGCAGCAGCAGCAGCAGCAGCAGCAGCAGCAGCAGCAGCAGCAGGUGCCACAGCCGCCCCAGAACUCUCGGCAAGCACCCAUGGAUCCUUCUCCCGCCAUGGCUACCAAAAGCCUCAAGAGGCCGAGUCCCGAUGAUAGCGCAGAAGACACGCCUGCUCAGCAAAACAUCACUCCCAUGCAGCGCGCGCCUUCUCAGGCUGCUCAGGUCGCCCCCAAUGCUCCGAAUGCGGCUUCCGGCGAACCACCGAAGCUCUCUCCUGAGUUGCAGAAGCUCAGAAACCUGGCUUCAGAGGCACAGCUGGAAGUAUCUAAGGAGCAUUUGCAGCCAAUCCUGAUGACGCCGGCUGACCAGCAGGAGACACGCGAGAAGAUCGCCCAGGUAAAGCUAAAAAUGAAUCAGAUCCGGAGCAUGGGCCUGCUGCCCAAGUGGUACUACCUGACCAACGAUGAUAAUCGGGCUCGCCAAUUCUUCAGAGGGCGCUUCAAGGUGGUCAAGCAGUUCACCGACGGUGAGGCCAUGACUCAGCUUCGCGAUACCUUUACGAUCACCAAGGAAGAGCUCAACCAGUACGACAACCUCCUGGGCAGCAUGCUGCGUGAUAUGAUGAUGUCUAGGGUCAACCAGCAGCAGGCCGCUAUGAUGAACCAGCAGCAGCAGACCCAGCAACAGACGACGCAACCGACCCCCGCGACUCUGGCGAAUCAGCAGGCCGCCGCUCUACGACAAGCUCAGCAGCGCGUGGCUCCUCCUCCGCCCAAGCCUGUCCAGCAGCCUCCUGCGCAGCAGCAGCAACCUCAUCAGCCUGCUCAACCUGCUCAACAGCAAUUUCAGCCAGGUGUCCAACCGACUCCGGCCCCCGCUCCCGAGUACUUUGGCGAUCAGCGCCUGACGGCCGCCAACUUGGUGCUGCCGCCAAGGAAGAAGCCCAAGGUUAGUGGGAACCAAACAUCACCGUCUGCCAACCAGCAGCUUGCUGCUGGCUCGCCCCAGGUGCAAGCCCUUUCGCCGGUUGCCACACGGAAGCCAGAGCCGCAGGUUAAGCCCCAGGCCCAGAUCCCGCAACAGCAGCAGCAGCAGCAACAACAACAACAACAGCAGCAGCAGCAGCAGCAGCCGCAAGCGCCGCCUGCUCCGCAGUUCAAGUGCCCCGAGCCGGGUUGCACCAGCUUGGUAGCGUUCCCCUCGGAGGAAGCGCUCAACGCGCACCGCCAGGAGGAGCACCUCAAGCCGGCCGAGAACCCGCUGGCCUUUAUGCAGGAGCAGAUGGCGUCGGUGCUGGCGCUCGAUGCGCAGGGUCGCGCUAAGGCCUCUCCCAAACCUAGCGGCCAGGACGUCUCAACCCCUGUUCCGACGGCUCCGCCCAUGAGCGCGAGCCUCUCCAAGCAGGGCCAGACGCCUCGGCUGCAGGCUGCGACGCCUAUGUCGCGCAACCUGUCGAUGCAGCGCCAGGGCAGCGCUAGCGGCGGCAAGCCUGGGGAGAAUAUGCCUACGCCUGGUAAGUCCGCUGGUGGUAAGGGCAAGGAGGGUGCUACCCCGCAGCAGAUGGAGGAUGUUUGGCCCCAGGGCACGAUUGACCCCGCGAAUCUGUUCGCCAACCUUGGUGGUACGCUGGACGCCGGUACUGCCACCAUCUCGGGCAGCAUCAUUACGGACUUUGCGGCUUACCGCUCGUCGACGCCGAAGGAUACCCCCGAGUCGAGCUCGUCCAGCAAGGAUAGUGGCGUGUCGGAGCCGAACAGUGAUAUUAAUGAGAAUGCCAACCUCGAGAUUGACCUGUUCUGGAGUAACAUUGACGAUGGCCUGCUGAUGGAUAUUAAUAACAUCUCGAUGGAUGGCGCGGCUGGAUCGAUGGGCGGCUCGAGUGGUAACGCGGGCGGGCUGGUCGAUAUUUCGCAGUUUGUGGAGGAUCCCUGGGGCGUGGACUCGGCGAAUUUUUCGCUGGAUGACUUUGGGAGGGAGUUGGAUAAGGGGUUUGGGUUCUUGGAUGGGACUUUGGGGGAGGGACAGCAGGAAAGUGGGCAGGGGCAGGGGCAGGGGCAGCCGGAGGUUAUGGUCAUUGAGUAA